Messenger RNA from Dictyostelium discoideum AX4, 267 nucleotides. The record is from the annotation of a RefSeq genome assembly. Lineage: Eukaryota; Evosea; Eumycetozoa; Dictyosteliales; Dictyosteliaceae.
AUGAAAAAUAUAGUAAAAAUAGAACAAUUAGAAUUAGCAUCAGCAGUAGUAGAAUUAGGAAAAAAAGUAGGAGCAGGAUUAGCAGCAAUUGGAUUAACAGGAGCAGGAGCAGGAGUAGGAAUAGUAUUUGCAGCAUUUAUAUUAGCUGUAGGAAUGAAUCCAAAUUUAAGAGGAGAAUUAUUUAAAUUAGCAAUGUUAGGAUUUGCAUUAUCAGAAGCUGUAGGAUUAUUAGCUUUAAUGAUGUCAUUCUUAAUCUUAUACUCAUAA